Molecule: messenger RNA, 16883 nt
Organism: Podarcis lilfordi (Lilford's wall lizard)
Lineage: Eukaryota; Metazoa; Chordata; Lepidosauria; Squamata; Lacertidae
Source: the annotation of a GenBank genome assembly
AUGGCCGGGAGCAGCUCCAUCGAGGCGGUCAAGAAGAAGAUCCAGACGCUGCAGCAAGUGGCCGACGAGGCCGAGGAGCGCGCCGAGCACCUCCAGCGGGAAGUGGACGCCGAGCGCCAGGCCCGCGAGCGGGUGAGAGAGCGGCGGCGGCGGCGGCGGCCGGGAGGGUCUGCUUCGCCCCCCGGAAGGGCUCGGCCGGAGCGCCGACGGCCUCGCCAGCCCCGGGGCGACCUUUUCUCUGAAGGCUUGUGGGGGGCUGGCGGGGCACCCGGCGCUGGGCUCUCCCCGGGGCGACCCAAGGAAGCGGCGCCUCGGAAGGGCGGGGUUCCCGAGCAUGUGCAGAGGGCCGGUUCCACCCAGGCGGGGCUUCCCGUCGGGGGACUCGCCAGGCAUCCGCCCGCAUCCUGCCUGCCUCGUUCUCUCGCGCUCCGCCCAGCGCAGAGCCGCCCGGCCCACCUGGAUCCGGGGAGGCGCCGCUUCCUCCGCGCUCCUUUCCCGGCCGAAGGCGGCAGGGGCGUGGCCUCGUCGCCCGCGGGCCACAUGGGUACCCUCGGGAGAGGGGUCCUUCUGGAGGGUGCUGGGGGUCCCAGAGGACGGGGUCUCCGCCAAGGGCUCUGCUCUCUAGCGAAGCAGCAUGUUGGAGGCGCGCGAAGCUCUUCUCGCUCCCCUUCCAGCCGCUCCUGGCAGGGGACGCCCUUGUGCCCGUUUCCCAGAUGGGGGAGCGGAGGGUGCGAGGCUGGCACGCUGCCCAGGGACCUCUUUGCAGCGCCUCCUCCUCCUGGGGUUCCUGCCCCUGAAUCCUCACUCUGGUACUCGCGCCCCUUCCCAGGAGCAUCUCUCUAGUAGUGCAAAGAGGGCAAGGUGGGAUCCUGGUGCCAUUUCAGCUGUGCGUGAGAAGGAGGUUCCUGCUGCACCAGGUGCGGACCUACCUGAGAGAAGAGGGUGCGCUGCGCAUUGCAGGGAGAGGUCUGGCUGUGCAAGAGCUGGGGGUGGGGAGCUGCUAGGCAGCCAGGAUGGGUUGGGGGACAGGAUUUGGGUCAGCUUGACACCCCCCUUUGGCCAGGGCCUGCUACUGCCUGUGACAUCAUUCUGUGGGGGGCCCGGACGGUUGGGGUGUGGGACAUGCCUGGCCUGGCGGGGAGGGGGGGCUUGAAAGUGGUCUUGCCUCCAAGAGGAAGACAAUAACGAGGGAGCAGUACUGAGGCGGUGUGUGUCUGUCCCUCUAUUCCUGACCCCUCCUCUUUGCAGGCUCCUGGAACUGAAGCAGCCCGGUAAAUAAUUGACAGGAGGCUGGCAGGAGUCCUGCGGGUGGCUUCCUGGCCAGCCCCAGCUGGUGCCCCCCUCCAGUCCCUUGGCUGUUCCCUGAGCCCAGGUGGAAUCAGAUUAUCUACUGCACCGUACACCUGGGGGAAGGGCACAAAUAUGAGGAGGGGACCGUCUGGUUUUUUGCAGAGCUGUGAGAGCGUUUCUGCAGUGCAGGGAAUGAGCAGGCGCCUCCUUCCCUGUGGCUGGGACUCCCAAGCCAGAGAGGUUCUUCUGGAGGGCUUCCUUCCCUCCUGUUUCUGGCCCUCUGGGUGGGUGAGAGGGCCUUCCUUGUGCACCCCUCCCCCAAGGAUCUUGUAAUCCCACCCGUGGGCUUGUAUUCCCACCUGUGAGUAAUCCCACCCGUGGGCUGUCCCCAAGGCAAAGCUGGUUGUGUGGUGGAAAGAGAAGUGGGCUGGUAGUUGGGGUGGGGGACUUAGCCCCAGGGCCAGGCUCCCCCCCCCCCGUGUCUCCAUUGGGCGAGGCGUGGAGUGGGAAGGCUGCCUGGCUUAGUUGGGCUGCAAAGGCCCAACAGCCUUGACCCCACAAACAGCUUUGGGUCCCCAUAGGAAGCUCCCCUGGCUCGCCUGGUUUGGGGGUGUCUGCACUGAGCAACAGCAGCUGGCCAGAGUUUCAGGCUGGAAUCCUGGUCAGCUAUCAGAGACGGGGCCCUUAGCUCUACCAACAGCCAAACAAUUUGUUCUAAUUUAAAUUCUGUUUAGUUUAUGAAAUUUAUAUACGACUUGAUUGUAACAAAACAUCUAACUGGUUUGUAAGACAUAUUGUUGUCGUUUGUCGUGUCCGCCUCUUUGUGACCCCCUGGACCAGAGCAUGCCAGGCCCUCCUGUCUUCCACUGCCUCCUGCAGUUUGGUCAAACUCAUGUUGGUAGCUUUGAGAACACUGUCCAACCAUAAGACAUAUUAAGACUAUCAAUAAAAACCAGCAAUUAAACAUUGAAAAAUGGUUAGAAUCAGCAGUGAAUGAAUAGGACUAGGCUAGCAAAAAUAUUUUAAGAAGGCAUCAAAAAUAAUACGGGGAAGGUGCGUGCCGGAUGUCAAUAGGCAGGGAGUUCCAGAGUGCUGGGGCACUUUAUGGGGCACCUGUAAAAGGGCCAGUUCUGCAGGUCGAAGCAGCCAACAAGUUGUUCAGGAAAGUGCAGGUCUUGCCUUACGGCUGUUCUGGUACUCAGAAGCCUCCUGCUGCUUCUUGUGUGCAGCCUCCUGUCUUAAGAGCCCUGUGGUUAGUGCCAGGGCCGGCCCUCCCUUGAGGCAAGGUGAGGUGACCAUCUCAGGCAGCAGAUCGUUCUCCCCCUCCCCUUGUUUCUAAUGUAGAUCUUCAUGCCACCUCCUUCCCUACACCACAAUGUUUUGAGCUGGUCCUGGUUAGUGCAGAAGGUCCUGGCUUGAAUUCCCAGCAGCAUCUCCAGGUAGGGCUAAAAAUGUCCCCUGCCUGAAACCCUGGAGAGCUGCUGCCAGUCAGUGUAGACAAUACAGAGGCAGAUGGGCCAGUGGCCAUAGAAGGCAGCUUCCUAUGCUCCUUUCAAUCUGGCCGUUCCUGGCUCCAUUCGUUGCCUAAUUCCUUUGUGGCUGCUGGUGUGUCUUGUGGCAGUGAGUUCUGCAGCUAACUGUGCACUGCUGUGUGGACUCUGGGUGGCAGGUGGAGGGGCAAGCCUGUCUCUGCUGGAACCUUUAGUCUGGCCCAUAAAGACAGUCAUUGCAGAUUCAGGAUGGCUGACCCUGCUAGCUCAGACUAGAGCCUCCCUAUCCAGAGGCAGUAUACCUUGCCCUACCAGUACAAGAAUGGAAUCACAGAACUGGAGAGUUGAAAGGGACCACAAGGGUCAUCUAGUCCAACCACCUGAUGCAGAGCUGCAUUAGCCAGGCAUUUUUAUAUUGCCAUGGGGAGGGGGGGGCGUGGAGACUUCCUUUUCUGAUCUCAGGAGUCCUCCUCCAGGUGAGCAUCCCAGAAGCUGGGCUUCCCCCUCCUCCUUGGUCCUGUGCCCCCCAAAGCCCUUCCGGCCUCCUCUGCUGCCGGCUGCCUCUUUGCCUCUUCCUUCCCUGGGCCCAGCUCCCCAAGGGUCUUGGGGGAAGGCUGCUUCCUGGCCCUCUGCCGCUCUGUGGUGGCUGCACAGCCCUGGGCCUGAACCAGCAGCAGAAAGCACCUCCCUUGGCUGGAAUGUGGGGGGAGGGAGGGGCUGAGGGAGUGGGGGGGAGGUGGGAGGUGGGGGAGGAGCCCUGCCUCUGCUGGCUCCUCCCUUCCCUUCAGCCAGAGCAUGGAUGGGGAGUGAGGGGGAAUCCCACCCCCAUGCUUUGCAGCUGCAAUAAACAGGAAAUCCACCCCCCACCCCCUGAGCAGCUCCCGUCCAUCUCCUUUUUGGGAGCGAAUCUGCUCUGGAGGCAUUCCUGCCGCUUUAGUCACUCCAGCGCAGGCAGGCAAAGCACCCAUCCUGCUCCUGCUCCUCCCCCCUCUGCUGGGCUGCCUCCCUUUCCCACCCCACAUGCUGCUCCUGCUGCUGCUGCCCUGGACCCCCAGCUGGGCUGCUGCGGCCCAACAGCCAUCCUGUCUGGGUGGGGCAGCUUCCCAGGAGCUGCCUGUGCUGCUCUUUGCCCUGUGCUGGGCUGCACAGAGGUGGCACCAGCCUCUGGGCCAAAGGCUUUCACCACACAAAAGUUGGGCUGUGACAUCACCUUGCAGGUGGCCUGGCACUCCUCUUGUGUAGGCUGGGGACCUGGGCGGGGUGUGUGUCUCAGGAGCGUCACCUAGGAAGAGCCCGCUGAAUCAGGCCAAGGCCCCAUGCAGCACCCUCUUCUCACAGAGGCCAAAUAGCUGCCCAUUAUGGGAAGCUCUCCAGCAGGAUUUGGGGGCAAGAGCCCUCUCCCCUCCAGUGGGGUCCAGCAACGGGGAUUCAGGGAAAUUGCUGCCCCUGACCGUGCAGGCAGAGCAGAGCCAUCCUGGCUAGGAGACACUGAGAGCGGCUUCCUCCUCCUCCAUGGAUUGGUCUAAUUCUCUCUUCAAACCAUCCAAGUUGGGGUGGGGAGUUCCACAGUUUGCAGUAGGAGGUCGUUCUUUUUUCGGUGCUGCUGAGAGGGAGAGCGCCCCCCCCCCCGCCCUGCCCACCCCCAGUCGUGCUUCAAAGUGCCUAAUGCAUGAUGAAGUUAUAAGCCUACAAGUCUCGGCCUGCAGAUGUUCAGUCUUAAGUGCAGGAGAUGGAAGGAGGGGGGAGUUGGGGAAGGGAGGGGGGCGCGCUAGGGAGAGGAAGCAGAAGGGAAAGCGCCUGGGCAGCGGGGAGCCUGGGGGAGCUGCUGCAGGCCAGAGCUGGGAAGGAACCUUCCUGGGAAGUGACAGGAGACCUUCUGCAGGCAGAGCAUCCCCUCAAUCCCUUCAUCUAAGUCAUAUAUAGAUGUUGAACAACAACGGGCCCAGGACAGAACCCUGUGACACCCCCCUUGUCACUUUUUCCCAGGAUGACGAAGAUCCAUUAAGGUGUCCUCUUUGGGCUCCAGCCAGCUACAAAUCCACCUAACGGUUACCUCCUUCAACCCACAUUUUACCAGCUUCCUUCCAAGAAUAUCAUGGGGGACUUUGUUGAAAGCCUUACUGAAAUCAAGAUACACUAAGUCUACAGCCUUCCCCUGAUCCACCAAGCUUGUAACUCCAUUAAAAAGAAAAGAAAUGGGAUUCAUCAGGCAUUACUUACUUUUGAGAAACCCAUGCUGGGUCUUGGAAAAGGAUGCUGUAAUUACUAAGUGCUCACAGACCGACUGUUGAAUUAUCUGUUCUCGGAAUUUUCCUGGUCUUGAUGUCAAAUUCACCAGUCAGUAGUUACCUGGUUCUUAUCUUUCACCAUUUUUGAAGAUGGGGACAGCAUUUGCCCAGAUCAAGUCUGCAGGGACCUGCAGGGAAUUCUCAAUGAUCAUAGACAUAGUCUCUGAGAUUACGCCCGCAAGCUCCUUUAGUACCUUGGAUUCAGCUUAUCAGGCCCUGGAGAUUUGAAUUCAUUUAAAGUAGCUAGGUGUUCCCUUACUACCUCAUUUCCUAUCUUGGGCUGCAGCUCCCUUCUUACAUCAUUUAUUCUGUUACCGCCAGGUUGGGCAUCAGUUUCUUUUUGGGUGAAGACAGGCAAAAUAGGUGUUGAGUAGCUCCGCCUUUUCUCUGUCACCCAAUAGCGUUUCUCCAUCUUCUCCACACAGAGGACAUACCACUUGCUUGUUCUUCCUCUUGCUUCAAACAUAGCUGAAUAAAUCUUUUUAUUAUUUUUAACCUCUCUUGUAAGCAUGAGCUCAUUCUGAGCUUUAGCCUGCCUGACCUUCACCCUGCAACUGUUGGCUACUCAUGUAUACUCUUCCUUUGUGAUUUCCCCUUUCUUCCAUUUCGUAUACAUGUCCUUAAAUCUCAGCUCAUCUGUGAGCUCCUUAUGCAGCCACACCAGUUUCCUUAAAUGCCUCCCAGUUUUCUUUCUUGCUGGAAUUGUCUGCAUUUUUGUCUUCAGUGUUUCACUUUUAAGAAACUCCCAUCCAUCUUGGACUCUUUGGGAUCUCACCCAGUAGCUCUUCAAGCUUUUUGAAAUUGGCCUUCUUAAAGUCCAGAGUGCAUGUCUGACUAUAGGCAGCUUUCCCUUGCCUGUGUAUCACGAAACCCAGGGGGACAUGAUCACUUCCUCCCAAGUUUCCAAGUACUUCCACUUCAUUGAUCAGUUCCUCCCUAGUGGUGAGGAACAGGUCCAAGAUAGAUGAUCCCCUUUUUGCUUCUUCCACCUUCUGAGAAAUGAAAUUAUAAUUGAGGCAAUGGAGGAAUUUGUUGGACCUUACAUUUUUGGCAGUCUGAGUUCCAACAGAUAUGGGGAAGUUGAAGUCCCCCAUGUUUAUAUCUUUCAUUUUUGAAUGUUUGGUAAUCUGCUCGAGUAAGGCAUCACCCAAGUUUUCAGUCUGGCUUGGUGGUCUAUAGCAGACCCCCACAGUAAGGUCCCUGUUGUGUUUCUCUCCUACAGUUUUUAUCCAUAUACUCUCAAUCUGCUUUCCAUGCUCCAGGUCAUGGUUUUCUUCAGAAGUGUACACAUUCUUUACAUACAAUGGUCCUCCUCCUCCCUUCCUGUUUAGUCUAUUCCUUUUGAACAGGUUAUACCCUUCAAUUCCUACAUUCUAGUCAUGAGUCUUAUCCCAUCCAGUUUCAGUAAUGCCUACCAGGUCAUAUUGGCUGUCCUGUACAAAAGCUCCAAUUUGUCUUGCUUGUUUCCCGUACUCUGUGCAUUUGUGUAGAGACAACUGAAACCACCAGUCGUUCCUCCAGCUGCUUCCUUCUUGUGAUUUCUUGCCCUUUAGCAGGUUUCUGGAGUACCACCUCAGUUUUCUGUGCAUCACUGAAGCUAUUAUCCCCAGUACCAUGUGUUCUUCUGUUGUCUGUCAUGUUGUCUCCCUCCUGCUCAAGAUCUAGUUUAAAGCUCUCCUGAUCAGGUUCACGAGACUCAUAGCAAAGGCAUUCUUGCCAACCGCUGUGAGGUGCAGCCCAUCUCUUGCCAGAAGUCAUUCCUCAAGGAAGUGACGAUCAUGAUCCAAUAAGCCAAACCCUUCCUGACGACACUACCUGUGUAGCCAGUGGUUUACCACCAGUAUUUUCCUCUCUUCCUAAGCCGUGGCCUUCAACAGGAAGGAGUGAUGAAAAGACCACCUGUGCUCCCAGGUUCUUCAGCUUCCUGCCCAGAGUCUCAUAGUCCCUUGCUAUAUGUUGCAGGCUGUGUGUGGCAGUAUUAUUUGUACCCACAUGAAUCAGAAGGAAGGGGUAGUGGUCAGUGGGCUUUAUAAGACUUGGCAACUUCUCUGUCACAUCAUGAAUCUUUUCAUCUGAAAGACAGCACACCUCCGGGGCCAUCCUGUUUCCACUGCAUAAUUCUGCCUCUGUCCCCCUCAGUAGGGAGUCCUCUAUUACCACCACUCAUCUCUCUCUCUCCUUGGGAGGGGCAGCAAUUGUUCUAUGCACUCUGCCUUCCAAAGCCUCCUUGGAGUGUUCUAAGGUCUCCCACUGCUGCUCUUGAGUCUCACCCUCUUGUCUAUUGGAGCUUAUCUGGAUAUUAUUGGGAUAGAUUACAAAGGCAGGAACCUUAUGGUUUGAGUACUUCCUACUCCUUCCUCUCAACUUGCCUUCUCCGGACAGCAGUUCCCUUUGUCUGCGAUCGUUUCCUUGGAAGGUAGCAAGUGGGUUAUCAGCAUAUUCAUCCACAAUCAGCAGCCUUGGAUCUGGAGGGGUUAGGGCUGGAUCCAGACACAUCAAAGAAGCGUUUCAGUUAAAUGUGUUGUAAACUCAUCCAGGGAAAUCCGGUUGGGAAAGACUUGACUCCACAGCGCCAUCUGGUGUCACAUUGCUAUAUCACAUAUAAAACACAUUUCUUUACCAAUCUAGCUGAGUCCCAGGUCAAGAAUGGAAAACGUUUCCUCCAAACUCAUCUCCUAUCUCUUCCUCCUUUGAAGGGUAGCGGGAAUCGUUCUUUGUUCUGUACCUUUCACAGUCAUCUUGGUGUAUUCUGAGGUCAGCAGUUGCUGUCCCAGCUCUUCUGGCCCAGAAUUGGUGUCUGGGGUGAAAACAUGGAAGCGAUUUUGCACCCCAGUGACCCAGCAUGGCUCCUGAUAGUCCCACUUCUGUGUGCCACAUUCCUCCAGGGGUUCAUCUCUUGCAAUGGCCGAUCUGCCUCCUCUUUAGGGGCAUCCCACCUGUCUUGUUGUUCUAUCACAUCCGCUCAGCUCUGACGAGAAACCUGCAUGUGUUCCUGUCACUCGAAGUGUGCCUAGGCAGGCCUCAAGUUGCUGGACCUUCUCAUCUAGCAAGGCAACCAGUUUGCACUUUUGCACGUUCUCCGAUAGGAAGACUGACAUGGCGCAGGCAUUGCAGGUCAUGGCAGCAGCUCCCUCACCUUCCAUGCCCCUUUAUCCUACGCACACCAUGAGACAGGACUUGGGGCCUCCCCAACGCAGGGUCCUGGCCAGGGACUCUGUGCACAAACUCCCAGAAGUGGCAACCAGCGAAACUGUGACUGUUGCUGGCUGCUAUCUCCUCCCCAACUCACUUCCUCCUUCAGCCUGGCUUCCUCUCAGCAGUAGCGCCUCCCACUCAGUAUCAUGUGCUCAGCAGAGCACUCUGCCGCACCCUCAAGCCGGCAAGCAGCUCAGACAAGCAAGCAGCCUUCAUGCCAAAGACACAAGAUCACUCUCUUCCGCCACCUCCUGCAAUCCUUGCAAACGCCCCGCUCGCAAGCUCCCAGAAGCUGCAAUCAACUAAGUUUAAGAAAGUGGAAACUUUUCCUGAUUCCUGGAAGUGAGGCCAAGAGGAGACCAGUGGGAGUUUCAAAAGGGAAACUGCGCCCCAUGCCUGGGGGGGGGGGAACACACAUGUGCAAGAGCAGGGCGAGGAGAAGUGAGGCAAGGUCAUGGGGGCUGAGUUGAGGGGCAUUGGGCUUGGUGAGCCGGGGGGGGGGGGGAAGCAGAGGAGCUGAGAUUUGGGGAAAGAUGCUGGGGCUCCCCAAAGGGCCAGCAAUGGGGAAGAGGGUGAGGCUCUGGCAUGCCCAAGACUGGGAUGGGAAAGGGGUCUAAGGCUUUGUGUGUGAUCUGUGGAGUCAGGUGGGGGGCUGGUGGCAGCUCAAGGCCCCUUUUGGCUUCUGAGUUGGCUGGGCCUUGACUGGGGUCAAGCAGGGAGAGGGAAGGGGCUGGAGCUCAGGGACAGAGUGUCACCCUCAGGGACAGACCUCUGCCUGGCACCCUUCGAGUCAGGGCUGCCCACCAGUGACUGGCUGGAUCCACCAAGUGGGCACAGCGUCUGAUGUGUCUGGAAUGGCCUUGGCUUUCCUGGGGUCGCGUUUUGUCAUCUGUGGGGUGGGAAGGGCUGUGAGGUGGGAGUGGGCAGCCCUGUGGGGCUGUGGUUGGGUGGCAUGGCGAGGGCAGCGCUUGCCUGGAAGGGGGGCGGCUGGGCUGUGGAGCAGGGCUGUGCCUGUGCUUGACCUCUGCACCCUCUUCUUUCCUUCCUUCCUUCCUUCCCAGGCUGAGUCCGAUGUGGCCUCUCUCAACCGCCGCAUCCAGCUGGUGGAGGAGGAGUUGGACCGAGCCCAAGAGCGCCUGGCCACCGCCCUGCAAAAGCUGGAGGAGACGGAGAAGAUGGCUGACGAGAGCGAGAGGUGGGUGAGGGGCCUGCUUGGGGCCACUUUGGGUGGGCUUGAAAGGCCCCGGGGCAAAGAAGGUCCUCUGAUGAAGAUCUGAAUAUGGGAAUGUGAAAUGAGACAGAGAACAGCCAAAGUGUCGAGUCGGGAGGCACCUCAGAGGUCAUCCAGACCUACCUCCUUCUGAUGCAGGAAGUGCUGUUCUCGACUCAUCCCUUGUCUGGAUAUGAUGAGGAGAGGUUUCAAAGGCAGGAAGGCCUCAAGUGCUUCAUGCUCCUCCUCUCAACUCUCCUGCUGCCAUUCUGGAUCUGCCCAGAGUCCAGUCAGGAGGAGAUCCACUGGGAGACCCUCCCCCAUUGGCAGGGGGGUCUCUGUGUCAGAGUCCACAGGAGAGAGGUUCUGUCAGCUCUGGCCAGAGGGGGAGGGGAGCCAGGCUGCUGAGGGGCUGCAGUCUUUUUGGCCUCUUGGCCCUGGCUUUGGGUUUUCCAAGGCAGGGAGGGCAGCCGGGAGAGAAGCCCAAUCCCGGCUCCAUUUCCAAGGGAGAUGCCUUGUGCCAUGAUGAAGAUCCUUGAGGUGCCUUUGUGUGGCCUGGCCCUCCCUGCGAGGUUGGCCACUGCUCUGGGCAGGGAGGGCUGCCCCCUCAGAGCCUUCAGUGGGGUCACUCAGAGGACCAUUCCCAUGCAGGCUGCCCCUUUGCUUACCUCUGUGUGGGGGGGUGUUGGGCAGGGAGGGGGAGGCGAGAGCCUGUCUUGGAUGAGCUUCUGGGGUAGUUUCUGCCUUGGGUGUGCAAGCUAAGCCAGCAGGGCCAAGAGGAGCCAGGAUGUGGCCUUCCUGGGGCUGCUCUAGAUGACCCUUGGGGUCCCUUUCGACUCUAGGGCUUCUCCUUGGGGCUCCUGGGUAGGGCAGGCUCUCUGGGACUCUGGAGGGGGGCUGGUGUGGGUGGGGCAGUCCUGGGACCUGUGGCUGACAGGGCUUGUGGCUUCUCCCCACCAGAGGCAUGAAGGUCAUUGAGAACAGAGCCAUGAAGGACGAGGAGAAGAUGGAGCUCCAGGAGAUGCAGCUGAAGGAGGCCAAGCACAUUGCAGAGGAUGCCGACCGCAAAUACGAGGAGGUGAGGGGGGCCCAGGGAGGGGAGGGGGCCUGGGGAGGGAAGCAGCUGCCCCCUCCCCCGGACUGCCCUCCUGACGUCCUUCUGCUUGGCUCCUAGGUGGCCCGUAAGCUGGUGAUCCUGGAGGGGGACCUGGAGCGCUCAGAGGAGAGGGCCGAGGUGGCCGAGAGGUGAGUGUGGCCGCAGGCAGAGGGGGAGGGGCUCCCUCGCUGGCCUCCCUUGAGGGAGGGGGCACCAGGGCUGGACAUGUGAGUGCGGAGGCUGAGCUGCGUUGGCACUGGAGCUCCCAGCAUGGUCCUUCUCUCCCCCCACCCCCAUGGGGGUGGGAGUGGGGGAGGAAGGGAACCUACCCUGGCUUUUUUGCAGGCCCAGUGCUGGAGAGGGGGUCCCUGGCCUUUGGGGGGGGGCUUCAUCCUCUGCACCCCCGUCCUUGAGCCACGUGGCCUGAGGCAGAGCACCUGUGGCAGAGGGGCUUCCAAGGCCCAAACAGGGCUAGAAAGGGCAGCCGUCCCUCCCUCUCUCUUGUGAGGAGGGGUCUGCUGAUGCUGCACAGCCCCCUGUGUGGGGUUGGUGUUCCUUUGUAAAGGGGGGGGGUAUUUCAUCCACCCCCUCUUUGUUGUGGAGCUGAUCCCCUUGGCUCCUUCCCAUCAUUUUUUACUCCCUCCCCACCGCAAGAGCCUCUCAUGGUGACGUAAGGAAAACAGUGCAGGCAGGAUUGAACCCCAGGCAGAGUCAGCUCCCUUUUCCCUUCCAAGGUUAACAUACGCUUGACUGCAUUGCGUGGGGUCCUCCUUGCAGGGCACCUGUCCUGCUCUCUGGGGGCUGCCUCCUCCCCGCUGCUAAACCUUGCUUGCCCCCUUGCCCCCCCAGCCGCAUGAGGCAGCUCGAAGAGGAGCUCCGUACCAUGGAUCAGGCCCUCAAAUCCCUGAUGGCUGCAGAGGAAGAGGUACUGAGCAGGGGACCCCCUCCUCCGUCUCUCUCUCUCGUUCUCCGAGCUGUGCGCACUUCCUGCUCCUGCUUCCUCUGGUCAUUGUCCUUCUGAGCACUUCUUCCUCUCCUCUCCCAUCCAGUCUCUCCGCUCUGUGCUCAGAUGCCACCCCCGUGCAGGACCCUCAAGGGGAGGCGUGAGAAGCGGCUGCGUGCCGGACAGAGAGGUGGCUUUGGCCCCACUCUGCGUCCGGCCAUCUUGCAGAGGCUCACCCUGGGCAAGGCUGGCACAGCUGUCUGGCUAGGAAUGGAGGGCAGCUGGCGCCUUCCAGAGGCACGCUGGGGAAGGGGUCUGCCUUGAAGCCCACGGCCUCUCGAGUGCAGCAAAAGCCACCAAGCAAGAGAUUUCAUUUAUAUGUGUUAUAUUUAUGUAUUUUUUUUUGUCGGAUUAUCUUGCUCAAGGCAACCUAAAGUGACUUAGAACCAAGCAAACAAAACCCCACAUAGAUACACACAUCCUAUGCCCUUUUAAAAUGUGGCUCUUUUUGGGUGGGGGGUGUUAUUGGGUUGAUGUUUUUAUUUUGAUUAUAUAUACAGUGGACACUGUGGGUUGCGAAUGUGAUCCGUGCGCGAUGCACGUUCGCCACCCACAGCGUUCGCAACCUGCAGCAGUGCGUCUGCACAUGCGCGGGUUGCGAUUUGGUGCUUCUGCGCAUGCACGACCGCCGAAACCCGGAAGUAACCCAUUUUGGUACUUCCGGGUUUCGGCGCUCCGUAACCUGAAAAAACGCAACCUGAAGCGUCUGUAACCCGAGGCAUGACUGUUUUGUGGUUUUUAUGUUGAUCUUUUCUGUGAACCACCCUGAGGCCUCUGGGUAUAGGGUGGCGUAUAAAUUCAAUAAAUAACAACAAUAAACAAUUAAAACCAGGAUGGAGGGAAUAAAUACAGUGGUACCUCUAGAUAUGAAUGGGAUCCGUUCUGGAGCCCCGUUCGCAUCUAGAAACAAACAUAACUAGCGAUGGCAUGUCUGCGCACGGGCGCGUUGCUUUUCGCCACUUCUGCGCAUGUGCGUGACGUCAUUUUGAGCGUCUGCACAUGCGCAAGUGGCGAAACCCAGAAGUAACGCGCUCUGUUACUUCCGGGUUGCCACGGAGUGCCACUCGAAGGCGCUCAACCCGAAUCGCAUUCAACCCGAGGUAUGACUGUACAGAAAAACAAGCCCCCAAGUUCUGAAAGGACACAGAUAGUUAGAAGCCAAAGGCCUGGUUAUACAGGAAAAUGUCCACCCGGCAUCUAAAGAGAUAGAACGAUGGCACCAGGCAAGCCUCCCUGGGGAGAGCACCCCACAAGUGGGGAAUGGGCAGUGAUGGGGCAGGAAUAAGGCUGCCAGCCUGGAAUGGUGACGUGGUUUGCAGGCAGCCCAGAAGGAGCCGGGGAUCUCCCAGCCACCUUCCCCAAAGGGGCGUCUUAACCAGGGCAAAGAGCCUGAGUCGCAAGGGGUCCGAGGGAGGUUCCUGGCCUUGCAGAGACAGAGCUGGCCCUCGCCUGACACACAUCUACCCGUCAAUGCUGCAAUGCGGGUUGUGGCCUGCGCCUGCCCCCAAGCCAGCUCAGCCCAGGGAAGUGUGCUGUGCCAAGAGGGAGGCCUCAGGAUGCCUGCCGGACACAUGGGCCUUGCUUUGCUGGUGGAGUCCCACGGCUUGUGUCUCUCCCCACACGGAGAAGGGGGAUUCUCAGGGCCUUGGUGAUGCCUCUUGGGGCACCAGAGGAACCUCCUCCUGCUGCUUUCUCUCUUCUGCUGCUGCUGCUUCUUCCUCUUCAGAUUCUUCUCUGCUGUCUCAACUGGUUCUCCCUCUCUCCUUCUCUCCCUUUUCUUCCUCCUGUCCUGCGCCUGCCUCUGUCUUUCUGGACAUGACACAGUAAAUGUGGGGAUCUUGAGGAAGAGCUGAAAAUUGUCACCAACAACCUCAAGUCCCUGGAGGCCCAGGCAGACAAGGUAGGAGGGGCGGGGUGGGGUAUGGAGCUUCCUGGUGGGAUGAGGGUGGGUGGGCUUCCUUCAGGGAGGGACCUGCUUGGAGUGGGACAGGGGCUGCCCUCCCCCUCCUCCCUCACACUUGCUCUCCCCAUCUCCAGUAUUCCACCAAGGAGGACAAAUACGAGGAAGAAAUCAAGCUGCUGACGGACAAACUCAAGGAGGUGAGCAGCGCCUGGGACGGGUCUCCCCUCUCCCCUUUCCCUCCAAAGCUGAAGCUGAGGGGCAGAAAGUUCAGUCCCAGUAGGGCUGGGGAAAAGAUCCUGAGUCAGAAACCCUGAAUCUUCAACGUUCAGCGUCAUGGGAUGUCCAUGAGAUCUUGAGUUAGGAGAGAGAGGAGGAAACUUCUCUCUUUCCACUUUCUCCAUGCAAGCCAGAUGGACCAGGCUCUGCUGCGUUUGGAGAGGCAUUUCGAAGCAAAACAAGUGCAGAGUCCGGGGGUGGUCAGGGCCAGACCCCCUCGCGGGCAGGGGGAGUGAGGAACCCUUUCAGCCUGCAGCAGGCUGAGCAGAAAUCCCUCCUGCACCCCCCUCCCCAGCUGCCCAGGCAGCUUUACAAUUCUGUGCACACAUCUUUGGAAGCCAGAGCUGCCACUUAACUGAGGGGACCAUGAAGUUUCUUUAUUUGUGCAAGGCUUUGUACAAAGAACCCCCAAAGGAGGGAACUGCUUCUUAACAUACUGUAAAAAAAUUGAAGAAGACAGAAUAAAAUGACCAUAAAUGAACAAUAGAUCAGUCAUCAGUAAAGGGGAUGUAAGACAACAAGAUCGGGGUGAGAAUAAAAUAUGUUCCCCAAACUGAAGGACUGAGGAAUAUUCUCACCAUCUCCUCAUGAUGUGGGGGGGGGGGGCAGAAGAGGGAGCCUUUGUGUUCUGCACUGGAGGGUCUUGCAAGGCUUGGAGAAUGGGGAGCAGCUGCGGAGCCGCUCCUGCCUUCUAGGGGGUGGAGGUUGCAGCUCUGGACCCAACAGCAACCUGGGAGGAUGCCCCCCCUUGAGUCUCCCACCCAAUGGGCUCUUCAUCUCUUUCCUCCCUCUCUGCCCCCCCCCCCCAGGCUGAGACCCGAGCAGAGUUUGCUGAGAGGUCUGUUGCAAAGUUGGAGAAAACCAUUGACGACUUGGAAGGUAAGAAGGUGCUCCCCCCGCCUGCCCCCUCCAUUGGGCUGGGAAGUGGUGGGGCUGGGACCCAGAGCAGGGGUGGGCUCUGAGAGGGUUGGGUCCUUGUGAAGGGGGUGAGGGUGUCCUCCUCUUUUCCUCCUCCACCUCCACCUCCUUGUCUCUGUCCCAGCCACCCGCCUUCCUCUUCCUCUCUCUUCCCUCCCUCUCACGUUCACUCUUUUCUUUCCACCCCCCUGCACUGCUCUGCUCUGCCUCACUGCCUCCACCUUCUCCACCUUCCAUGCACACCUGCAGACGAGGUCUAUGCCCAGAAGAUGAAGUUCAAAGCCAUCAGUGAGGAGCUGGACAAUGCCCUGAACGACAUCACCUCCCUCUGAGCUCCGUCUCUGUCUGCUCCCGCCCUCCCCCUUGCUUGCCCAGGAUACCCCCCCAAGUGCUCCCCUGUGUGUGCUGGGGGGCGGGUUAGGAGGGGAGGCCAAGUUACCUCAGGUGGGGAUAGGGGGUGGGGAGCUCUGUGCCAGCGCCAGAAGUGCCUUUCCUGGCAGAGGAGGCGGCGUUUGGGGGCUCUGCCAGCCACGCAGCUUAGGCUAGGGCUGGGGGGUAAGGGGAUCUGGUGGGUGGGAGCGAGACCCCACUGUGGAAAGCAGCCUUGCACCCCCCUGGCAGGUCCCUCUGAGGCCCUGCUGGGCCCCUCUUGGCUCUGCCUGUCUGUCCGUCCCACUGUCUGUCCUCCAUGCUGCAUUUCAUGACUCUGUUCUCCUCUCCAGUCUCCGGUUCAAUAAACAGUUUCAGCAAACGCCUCUUUUUCUCUCAUUCUCUUGCCUCCAUUUCUGUCUCCUGCUCUGUGGGGCUCUGGACUCAUCUGUUGCCCAACAUGCCUGGUUAGUUCAUCUGCUGUCUCAACCUCUCCCUCCCUCCUUGAACCCUGGCAUCUGAGUGGGCAAGGGCUGCCCCUGCAAGGGGGGGGCGUCAAAGGGCUUCCCCCCUCCCUGUGAGCCCCAUGGAGGCCGGGGGCUUGGAGGGUCCUGCCUCUUUGCCCUUGGCCAGCCUUCUGGGGGCACUGAGGGGUGUGACCCCUUGGGAGCCCCAAGGGAGCCUCUUGCCCCCUGCCUGUCUGCUGCCCUCCAUCCUGCAGCUGGCCUCCUCCCCUGGCUCCAGAUUGGGGAAGAUGGCAGGUGGCAGGAGAUAACUGGGUGUCCUUGGUUGGGUUGCCUGGCAGCUGUCCCAGGGAAACGUUUCUGGCUUGGGGGGUCUCAACCAGCUGCUCCCUCCAAGAGGCUAUGGGGACGUGGCAUGGAGGCCUCCCUGGAGCAGCAGCCCUGAUGUCCAGGGCUUCCCUUUUCCUCUGGUGCUGAUGGGCCUCCUGCCCUUCCUCUUCUCUCUCUCUCAUUCUGUCUCUCUUUCUCCUUUCUUGCUGCUGGACAUGGAUCUUUCCCCUCCAGAGCGCUCCCGGCAGGAGGAGGAGAAAAACAGCCUCCUGGCUACUGAGCUGCGUCUGGUCCUCCACGGCCUCCACAACUGAGCCCCCCAGCUGCCCCCGCCCUUGCCUGCUUCAUGGGGGAGGGCAGCCCCUCCCCUGCCCCUCCCUUCUCCCCCGUGAGAAGCCUUUUGUGGAGCAAGAGGAUUGGGGAAGGGGGUCUCCUCUCUUGCACGCCUUCCUGGAGGAUGGGCCUCCCAGAAGAGAGGCGUGGUUCCCAGUCUGAGCUGGAGAAGAGCUCAGCAGACGCUGGGCAGGGUGGGAGCCCCUUUUGACAAGGGGUGGGGUGAAUGGGACAGGAUCCUGGCAAGCAGCGUCUCUCCUCUCUGAUUCUCCAUCUCUCCUGAACUGCUCUUCUUGCUGCUGCUGCCUUGCUCCUCUUCACGGAUCGACACCCUCUUCCAAGGUGUUUGGGGACCGGAGCUGACUGUUCUCCUUAGGAGCAGGUGGUGGUGAAGAGGGCAGGCCUCUGGGCAACCAGGACGGAGGGGCCACCUCAGCUGCCCUCCAGGGAUUGGGGCGGAGGGGGCGGAUCUUGCUAUUGGAUGGAGCCGCUGAACUGACUGGGCCCUCACUCUCUCUGUGUGUGUGUGUGUCUCUUUAUCUCCUGCCUCUUUCUCUCCUGGGCUGGGGGGGGGGUGGGCUUCCUUCUGAUGGUGGUGGGGUGUGCCUGGGUGCCUGCCUGCCUUGUGUUUGCAGAGAGCUUGGCCAGCGCCAAGGAGGAGAACGUCGGCAUCCACCAGGUCCUGGACCAGACACUGCUGGAAUUGAACAACCUCUGA